UCUCAACCUUGUGCUUGAAGCAGGCAAUGACACGGCGGGGCGCCUUGAUAGUUUUUGAAGGGCUUGACCGAAGUGGAAAAUCAACUCAGGCCAGGCGACUAGUUGAUACAAUUAACACAUCGGGAAGAAGCGCUAUACUACUUCCCUUUCCUGACCGAAAAGAGCCAUUUGGCCAAGUCAUCGACCGAUAUUUGCGGAAGGAGAUUGAUCUCUGCGAACACGCUCUUCAUCUAGCUUUUUCGGCAAAUAGAUGGGAAAAGGCCGCUUUGAUAGAGGAGAAAAUUGCUGCUGGUGUUGAUGUGAUUUGUGACCGGUACUGUUUCAGCGGAGUCGCCUACUCCAUAGCUAAAGACUAUUCAGGAAUGGAUUCGCACUGGGUGCGUCAAGCUGACAUUGGCCUUCCGAAGCCUGAUGUGGUGCUCUUUUUCGAAGUCUCGCCCGAGGUGGUCAAACAACGAGGCGGAUAUGGGCAAGAGCGUCUUGAGAGCGACCAGUUGCAAAGAAAAGUUCACUUGGCCAUGAAAGAAUUGCAAAAAAGCUACUGGCAGACUGUGAAUGCUGAUGGUGAUAUGGAAUCGGUACAGGCUAUAGUAAACGAUAUCUACUCGAAGAUCUCAAGGGAUCAGCCUCUUGGAGUAAUUGACUCCAUCUAAUAUGAUUUCUUCGUAUCUCGUGAAAGCUAAACCCCUUGUUUGUAUAUAGGUCAUUUGAUUGUUAAUUUGUUUGCUAAUCAACUAACAAAAGGUCUCCUCAAUCUCUAUGUCCCCUGCUGCCUACCUCUUCGCUUUCUUGCCCACAUAUAGCCUUGGCUGCGAGCGAUGCUUAACCCCAAUGCCAUCGCUUCCGUUCGUUCAAGGAGCAUUGUCUUGGUCCGGAACCAAUUAACGACAACAGGUGCCCCUCCCCAAUUCGCAGGCCCUCAAUCAGUUGGUUGUGCAGGUAGAUUCGAAUUGAUGAAUCUUGCCAUAUGUUGUGUAUGUGCUGUAGUGGCUUCUGCUUACAAGGUCACUGCAGGCUAAUCGUCGAAAGGUAAAAAGCGGACAUGAUAAUUUGUUGACAUAAUGGGUUCCAUUGUGGAAUUUGUACUGCUGUUAUAUUAAUUACGGUGUUGGAAUUGAAAUGCAUAAAGAGUUUUCUUGGUGGUUAGCAGUGUGA
Messenger RNA from Cylicocyclus nassatus, 1155 nucleotides. The record is from the annotation of a GenBank genome assembly. Lineage: Eukaryota; Metazoa; Nematoda; Chromadorea; Rhabditida; Strongylidae.